AGCCCUGACUGGAUGUUUUCUAAGCGCGAACUUCUUCGUGAACACUAUGGCCUUAAUUGCGAGCCUUGGUUCACUGUUCAGUCAAGAUGAUAUCGCAUUUCCACAGUCAUCAUUUUUUGGUCUGUGCGAGCGACCCGAGACUUUCUCUCUAUACCAAACGUGUUUAUGUCAAGCUGUCUAAAAGAACCUAAUCUGCUAUCAGUGUCCGCUCAAAGCGAAUUCGAUUAGAAGUUUCUUUCAUCAGCCGGCACGUUCUUCCAUGAGCGGCUGAGCGUUUCUUGAUAGCGAUAGACAUGAUUCCAUACCUGACCGCAAAUUGGGUAACUGUGAAAGACGCUGACUGUCUAAAACAUAUAUAUAAGAAGCCUUGGCUCAGCUUGCCCAACUGGGAUUUGUGCUGUCAUAAGCAUUAGACACCGCUUUGCAUGAUGUUCUACAGUGGGAUACUCUCAGUCCUACUUGGGCCGAUCGUCCUCUUGCUGAUCUUCAUUUGGAGACGCAAAAUCGGUCUUCGAGAGAACGGAUUACCACCAGGUCCCACGACUAUACCUUUAUUGGGCAAUAUCCACCAGUUACCUACUCGAUAUCCUCACGUCAAAUAUACUUCAUGGGCAAGGCGAUAUGGGAAAAUAUUCUCACUCAAAAUUGCACACGGAACUGCCAUCGUCAUCACAAGCCCAAGCAUCAUUCGUGAUUUCAUGGACAAACGGAGCUCCUCGACUGCCCAUAGACCGCCUAUGAAAAUUGUUGACCUCGUCACUGAUGGCUGUCAUCCGGCUCUGACAGACGGGCCGGUUUGGAAAAACAUGCGGAAGGCCAUGCAGUUAUUCUUAACUCGUGAAGCUUGUGCAAGACAUUUGACUGUUCAACGCGCAGAGUGCAUUCAAUUGAUGUAUGAUACACUGAAACAACCUGAGGGACUCUUAGUUCACAUCAAGCGUCAGACUAUCUCCAUCAUCCUGUCCACAGUAUUUGGCGUACGAAGCCCACGGUUUGAGAACAGCAUCGCCUCACAAUUUGUUGAAGGCAACAGUUUAUGGGAGCGAAUACUCGAGCCUGGUGCUACACCACCCUUGGAUCUUUUGCCCAUCUUGCAGUACAUCCCGGAAUUCUUGGCGCCAUGGAAAGCCGGCUGUCGUGAAAUUCGAAAUAGACAGCAAAAUCUCUAUUUUGGUCUGCGAGACAUGUGCGCCAAACGAAUGAAAGAUGGCAGACGAAAUGGAUGCUUCCUUGAAGAUAUCAUCGAUCUUCAAGAGAAAUGGGGCAUUGAUUCCGCAACGGUGGGCUACAUCGGCGGAGGCUGCCUCGAAGGCGGAUCCGGCAAUACAUCAUCGUUCCUCCAAACUGCCAUGCUCUUACUGGCUUGUCAUCCCCACGUGCAGGAAAAGGCGCAGAAGGAAUUGGAUGACGUUAUUGGAAAAGAUAGACUCCCUUCCUCAGAGGACUAUGAGAAGCUUCCUUACGUACGGGCGAUUAUCAGGGAGACUUUCCGUUUCUUCCCUCCCGUUCCUCUCGGACUUCCGCACAGUUCUACAACCGACGAAACGGUUGAAGGGUUUUACAUUCCCAAAGGGUCGAUUAUCUUCAUGAACUACUACGGCAUUUACCAUGAUCCCGACCUCUUCGACUUACCGGAGCGCUUCAUCCCUGAGCGAUUCUUAACAUCGGAAUUCGGGACCAAGCAGGGCGUUGAUGCCACCGGGCUUAGACAUGAUUUACAUUUCGGCAGUGGAAGACGCAUUUGUCCCGGUAUCGUUUUCGCUAUGCAAUCCAUUGAAAUGAAUAUCAUGAGCCUACUUUGGGCGUUCAAUUUGAAGAUUGCUACGGACACCCCUCGUGAUGCCGAAAUCCCAAUUCAGUUCAAUGACUUCACACCAGGCAUUGCUUCAGGACCAAAGCCUUUCGCAUGCGAUGUGCAUCCGCGAAGCCAGGCACAUGCUGAUAUCAUUCGAGCUGAGUAUGCUCAAGCCAGAUCAGUUUUCAGCAUGUUCGAGCAAGAACUGACACCUGACGAGCGCGCUUUCGUAUCUGAAUGGUGAUUUUUCAUGUUUCCGGACAUCUAUGAUUUGCAUGACUCAUUUCUGUACAGUAAUGACUUCCGAAUAUCUCGGCCUCGCAUUAGCAACGAUAAAGUUCGGCGGUAGGGCCAAGGCGCUCUUUGGAACCAUUUCCGAUAUUGCAGCUAUUUGUGGAGCGAUAGGCCACUUUACAAGAAAACCCAGCACAGAGG
This is a messenger RNA of Somion occarium, 2230 nucleotides long. The record is from the annotation of a GenBank genome assembly. Lineage: Eukaryota; Fungi; Basidiomycota; Agaricomycetes; Polyporales; Cerrenaceae.